AUGUCGGUGGAAAUUGAGCCUCUUGAGUUGAGCUUUCGACGCCCCUUCACCGUCGAGGUGUCGCAAAUCCUCACAAUCAAGAACCCAAACACCACACCUGUUGCUUUCAAGGUUAAAACCACAGCCCCAAAGCAAUACUGUGUUCGUCCCAACUCUGGCCGAAUCGAGCCUGGACAGGACUUUGAUGUUACUGUCCUGCUCCAGGCUAUGAAACAGGAGCCAGCUCUUGAUGCCAAAUGCCGUGACAAGUUUUUGGUUCAAUCUGCUCCCAUCACUGGCGACAAGGAGUUCACUAGCAUUGCCAAUGUGCUUGAGUCCACCGAGAAGGGCUCCCUCCAGGAGCGCAAGAUCCGCGUGAACUGGCUUCCACCCAAGUCGGAAGAGACAUCGGAACCGACCCCUGCUGUCCUGGCGACGCCUAACAAGCAAACCGCUAUCAAUGGAGGGGCCACUGAUACCCCCAACGCUUCGCAAUCUUUCUCAUCGCCUGCCGCCCACCUCGACUCUUCGCCUUCGACCGCGCCCCCCCCGUACCCCGAGAUUAAGACUGAAGAGGCUGAAGAGCCGAAGCUCGAGGCAAUCAAGGCCGCCCCAGCACCUGUCAAGGCAGCAGCUGCCGCGGUGGUAUCUGCUGCUACCACCACCGCAGCUUCAGUUAAGGACACUGUCGACCAGGAAUUGAAGAAGCGCAAUGUCUCCAGCGGCGCGACUGCUACUGCCGAGAGGCCUGCUGCCCCUCGCACCGCCCAGGCUGUGGUGCCAACUGUACAAGGCGUGCCUGUUAAGACCACAGCUCUCCUCUGCUUCUUGGCCUUCCUGAUUGCCUACCUCUUCUUCUGA
Clonostachys rhizophaga is the source of this 840-nucleotide messenger RNA. Lineage: Eukaryota; Fungi; Ascomycota; Sordariomycetes; Hypocreales; Bionectriaceae. The record is from the annotation of a GenBank genome assembly.